UAAAACACAUUCCCGUAAGUUCCCGUGUUCCCGUAAAUUAGUUUGCAGUUUUUCCCGUCUUUUCCGUAUUUCCGUAUUCCCGUAAAUUAGAUUGCAAUUCCCGUCGUUCCCGUAUUUCCGUAUUCCCGUAAAUUAGUAUUACCCGACGGUUAUCAAGUUUAGAAGACAAAUCCUCGCAUGUGAAAGCAACGACAGACCAAUUACUGCUGAUACUAUACGAUUGAUAUACGCCUAUGGAACAACGGAUCCAACAGGAGAUGAUAUAGUAGUUGCAAAUUAUCAUGGUGCUAAUAGAGGUGCAAAGAGUAUUUUACUCCUUGAAACAAUUGGUAUCCUCAACUUCCAAUACCCUGCUGGUGAAAUUCGUUCAAGCUUUGAAUUCUUAAACAAUCGAACAGAAAUCCCAUCCUGAGAUACUUAUUACAAUUGUAAAUUGAUGAAGUUUCCAACAUUCUCAUCAAAACAACACAUAGUUGAGAUAGCUCCUGUGGUUGAAGCUGGAAAUGAACAAAAUGUUCAUCACAUUCUACUCUAUCAAUGCAUUGGAGAUAUAACUGACCUUGGAUCUGUUGGCACAAGUGCAGAAUGUAACACAGCAAAUAUGCCACCAGAUUUCUCUAAAUGUCAGUCUGUAAUACAUGCGUGGGCAAUUGGGGGUGGGGUAUUAUUGAUUCAUCUGGUUUGCGUAUAUACCACACAUCGCAAGUCCGUCAAUAUGAUGCGGGGGUUCUGGAUGUUGGACAUUUGGUUUCACCGGUUGCUCAACUUAUUCCACCAAAUGCGGACUCUUAUCUUCAGUAUGGUGAAUGUACUUCGGACUGUUUAACAGAGGUCAUGCAAAGAGCUGGUACAAGUGAGAUAAAACUUUUCUCUGUUAUGUUGCACACUCACUUACUUGGUAAAAAGAUUGAACUAAAACACAUCAGGAAUGGAACUGAACUUCCAUAUCUCUCAAGAGAAAACAAUUACGACUUUAAUUAUCAAGAAACAAGACAACUUUCAACUGAAGUUAUAAUUAAACCUGAAGAUACACUUCAACUUGUGUGUGAUUAUAAAUCUUCUGGUGUGCGAAGCAACUUCACUUUUGGUGGGUUUGGAACAAAAGAAGAAAUGUGUCUCGCAUUCUUGUCCUACUAUCCCAAGAUUCAAGUCUCAAGCUGCCUUACUUUUCCAGCAAUUCAUCCUCUUAUAACUUACUUUGGCAUCGAAACUUACAGGUCUCCGGGUCUGAGAUUUCAGGGUUAUACUUUAAAUGAUUACAUAAUCACAUCUGCAGAGCUGAACGGCACAAGUGUUCAGACCUACAUAAACAGUUUGCCCUGGGAUCAAGCAAGAGCUGAAAACAUGAGUGAAGCUCUACGUGUUAUUAGAAGACAUCAAAUUUGUUUGUACAAUGGAUCAUUCGCGGUCGGAGUCCCAUUUAGUCGUCCUGCAGUAGAAAUUAAACAACGAUACAUUGAACCCAUACAAAACUGCACCACCCCAGUAACUGGAAUGGCAACCAGCGCACCUGCGUCAACAUGUGUCGUCGCAACCACACCAUCAAUUAAUAAUCCAGACCUUACAACAUCAGGAGCAUCUCAUAUCUUCUUCAAUUCAUUUCUUAUCACACUGAUGUUAAUCACUACUGUACUAGCCUAAAACAAAAAAGUCAUAUAUAUCUAUAAUAACAACCUUAAUUAAAUCUGUAUUAACAAAUUUAAUUAUUAACUUCUGAUGUGGUAUAUAUUAAUAAAAUUUCUAAUAUUAACAUU
Molecule: messenger RNA, 1754 nt
Organism: Ciona intestinalis (vase tunicate)
Lineage: Eukaryota; Metazoa; Chordata; Ascidiacea; Phlebobranchia; Cionidae
Source: RefSeq, a predicted model, not a curated record